AUUGUUUUAUAUCUGGUAUCCUUAGCGUUCCUAUUGUCUGUUUGGUUCAUGUUUAAUUAUAAUCAAUCGGUGUUUUCGGUGAAGCAAAUGCAAGAUAUUGCCGUCUCAACAUCGGAAACAACUGACAUCAACGCUAUUUCAUUAACGGCUGAGAAUUUGAAAAGCGCUCUCAUUAAAUCGGAAGGAUUUCUAGCUGCAACUAGGAAAAACAGCGGGAAAAUGAUCGGUACAACAGUCUGUGUUGUAGAUCCUGCGAUUACAGAUUGUCAAAACAUUGGCUUUGCGGCAUUUCUGCUUUACACAUUGGAUUACAUAAUUCUGUGUCGUGCUUUGGGAAUUCAUCGACCAACUGCGUUUUGGAGGGCUUGUAAUUCUGUUUGCUCGAAGGAUACGAGAGUGAAUUCCUGGGACUGGUAUUUUGAGCCUGUUAAUCGCGGAUUAGAGUUCAAAGUCGACAGCAUUUUCUGUCCUUUGAGAGCUGACGGUGCACCUUUAGAUGUGGGAUCAGUCAUUGACAACAGUUUCAAAAACCGAACUGAUGUUGAAGGUUUUGAAUACAGCAGAAUAAUAACCAAACAGGAGAGAUUUAGAGUAAAUAAACUAAUUCGUCAGUAUAUUAAACCUAAUUUAAGGAUAAAGACAAAAGUAAAGAUGUUUUACCAGAAAUAUCUAGCAAGGUUCAAUGUGUUGGGAAUUCACGUUAGAGGAACAGAUCAUUGGCUGGAAACAAGCGAACAGACGCUGCCAUCUUUGAUGAGUUGGAUUAAGAAAGCUCAGUCAAUUCUUGUGACGUUGCCGCGACCAAGAAAGAUUUUCAUUGCAAGUGACAACCACGAAGUUAUAAAGAAGUUUGUGACUUACUUUGGAAAAGAAACUGUUGUUUUCACCAAGGCAGACAGGGCGAAAGGAUACCGCGACCAAAUACCCCCGCAUGCUGUGGAAUUCAAGCACAAUAGCGCUGGCCCAUAUGAAAUUGGUACUCAAGUGUUGAUGGAUAUUCUGCUGUUAGCCAAGUGUGAUCAGUUCUUACACGCCGAGUCCAGCGUAGCCUCUCUUGCAGGCUACUUCAACCCCUAUAUGACCAGCUACUUCCUUCAGGAUGAAAAACUUUCCAAGGAGGCAAGAAAGUUGCGUGAAAGACGAAAAACUGAUGACGAACUGAGAAAAACGGAACCAGAAAGGCUCGAAGAGAGUGACGAUUUCAUUGAACUGGUGGAGUGUUUUCAGAGGAAUUCUAAGGAAAGCACUUGCCCAAAUACUGCAAAGGGAAUAUUUGUUAAUUUUCAAGAGGCACGUGAUAUGUUUAGACCUCUCUGAAAAUUUAACCCAUUGACGCCUGUGCCGACGGUAACCGCCCGUGAUGAUGGUUGGCCUUCGUUCCACUUCUGACGUCAUCAUCUUUGAUAAGAAUUAGCAUCACUUACACCCAAGUUCUGCAGGAGGUAAAGAUCUUUCCAAUGAUACCCAGAUCAGAGUGAUUGGGUCAAUUGAGCGUGAACUAUACACAAUAAUGCUUAGAAAUUUGAGUGAAAAAACUCAGAGGAAAACUUCCCUCUACUUCACUUGGCUACUACGUGGUAAGAAUUUCCCGUCUCGAUGAUGCUUUCGCGGGAAUUCUUGAACUCGAAGCAAGCCCA
Messenger RNA from Orbicella faveolata, 1637 nucleotides. RefSeq lists its product as uncharacterized. NCBI's taxonomy places the organism in Eukaryota, Metazoa, Cnidaria, Anthozoa, Scleractinia, Merulinidae. The record is from RefSeq and is a predicted model, not a curated record.